AUGAAUGAUUUGUUUUCCUCCGAUUCCUUCCGUCGGGAUCCGCACCACCACUCCGUCGAGAUGGCCCCCGACGUUCCGUCGUCAACGACUAUCAAUCUCAACAAUUUCUUUGAAGAUGUCGAGUCCGUGAAAGCGGAAUUGGCGGAGCUUGAACGCCUCCAUCGAAGCCUCCAGAAUUCUCAUGAACAUAGUAAGACUUUGCAUAACUCGAAGGCGAUUAAGGAUCUUCGAUCUCGAAUGGAAUCAGAUUUGACUUUGGCUUUGAAGAAAGCUAGGUUUAUCAAGCUUCGAUUGGAGGAACUCGACCGGUCCAAUAUCGAGAAUCGAAAUCUUCCUGGUUGUGGGUAUGGCUCCUCUGCUGACCGGUCUAGAACUUCCGUCGUCAAUGGAUUGAGGAAGAAUCUUUGUGAUUCGAUGGAGAAUUUCAACCGGUUGAGAGAGGAGAUCUCGUCGACGUAUAAGGAGACAAUCGAACGAAGAUAUUUUACGAUUACAGGGGAGAAUCCCGAUGAGAAGACGAUCGAUCUCUUGAUCUCUACAGGUGAAAGCGAGACAUUCCUACAAAAAGCUAUACAAAAGCAAGGAAAAGGCAAAGUUCUCGAAACAAUCCAAGAGAUUCAAGAAAGACACGACGCAGUGAAAGACAUUGAGAAGAACCUGAAAGAGCUACACCAAGUGUUCAUGGACAUGGCGGUACUAGUCCAAACGCAAGGGCAACAUUUGGACGACAUUGAGAGCCAAGUGACUCGAGCCAACUCAGCCAUCAAGCGCGGUGCCACUGAGCUACAAACCGCAAGACACUACCAAAAAAACACGAGAAAAUGGAUGUGCAUAGGCGGUGCUGCUUUUAUAUUUAUCCUCUUCAUCAUUAUUCUUUCUGUCGUCCUCGCCAACAAGAAGUAA
Messenger RNA from Cucurbita pepo subsp. pepo (vegetable marrow), 903 nucleotides. Its product is annotated as syntaxin-121-like. Gene Ontology annotation, cellular component: SNARE complex; endomembrane system; plasma membrane. Gene Ontology annotation, molecular function: SNARE binding; SNAP receptor activity. NCBI's taxonomy places the organism in Eukaryota, Viridiplantae, Streptophyta, Magnoliopsida, Cucurbitales, Cucurbitaceae. Gene Ontology annotation, biological process: intracellular protein transport; vesicle fusion; exocytosis. The record is from RefSeq and is a predicted model, not a curated record.